UAGCUGCGCAGGCGCACUCCGUCUGGACGCCGAGGCGUCGCUGGGUGUGCGGGCGGAGCUUUUUUGAGGCCCUCUGCACCUUCUGACUGAGGAAAGAUGGUCAACGUCUUGAAAGGAGUGCUUAUAGAAUGUGACCCCGCCAUGAAGCAGUUUCUGCUGUACUUGGAUGAGUCAAAUGCCCUAGGGAAGAAGUUCAUCAUUCAAGACAUCGAUGACACUCACGUCUUCGUAAUAGCAGAAUUGGUUAAUGUCCUCCAGGAGCGUGUAGGUGAAUUAAUGGACCAGAAUGCUUUCUCUCUUACCCAGAAGUGAAAAUAUGGGAUAGUGACCAUCUCGGAGUUAUGAGUCACAUAUGUGAGAGGCCCCGACCACCUGGUAGCCUGUGGACUGCGUAGACUUAGAGAGUUGCCUGGAGCUUGUACCCAAAAGACCAGAAUUUCUUCCUGUUUCCUUUAAUGUAUGUACCCCAGAAUUUAAAAAAGGGGGGGGUUAACAGUUGGCUGUAACUUGGUUUUUAUUAUCCUUUAUUAAAAUAUAUUAUUAAAAUACAAGUUAAGUGUUU
Molecule: messenger RNA, 562 nt
Organism: Talpa occidentalis (Iberian mole)
Lineage: Eukaryota; Metazoa; Chordata; Mammalia; Eulipotyphla; Talpidae
Gene: GTF2H5
Product: general transcription factor IIH subunit 5
Exons: 3
Coding region: 97-312 (71 amino acids)
Biological process (GO): nucleotide-excision repair, preincision complex assembly; transcription initiation at RNA polymerase II promoter; transcription by RNA polymerase II
Cellular component (GO): transcription factor TFIIH holo complex; transcription factor TFIIH core complex
Source: RefSeq, a predicted model, not a curated record